ACCAAUGCUAUCCACCCGUAGCCCCCUACUAGUCUGUAUGCUGCCAGAGAUCUCCAUCUGCUGCUGCCAGCAAAGACUUGAGUCGACUUAGCCGAUAGCAUACAAGGAAGAAUAAUACAGAGAAGCCAAGAGAAAUAUCGGGAGGUGUUUGUCAAUAAUGCAUUAAAUGUGUCUGUACAACGUUUUAAAGGAGCAAAGCAAGCAGGCAUAAUUUUGGGAUAUAAUAUAUGCAUGCAGGCUUCAAAUGGGCUGGAAGAUAAAAUAGAAUUGUGUGGACUGAAGAGUUUUGGGGCAAAAGACAUGGGGGUACAGAUGGCGAGUGGAGUGGUGGGGGAGGAGAAACAUGGCCAAUUUUGAAGCAAGAUUAUCUGAUUCGCGAAGAGUGUAGCAUUGACUGUCCCAGGAUAUUUUCCUGGAAGCUUUCUGUCUUUUUCAAAAUGUGAUGGUGCUUUACUGAACAAGAAUAGAUCUUGUGUGCAUCAGGCUGAAAGUAAAUCUCUUUAUUUAUAUUGGUCAUGGCAAUCCUGUCACUUGCCAACUGAGGAGCAUUACCCCAGACUCUGCUGCAAUACUUUUCUGGGCUCAUCUUCAUUUAAUAGCUAAUACAGCUAUAGGCCAUCCCAGGUAAUAAAUUCAGACUGUAAUGCCAAGAUCUGUUGCUUCUGAUCUCAAGGAUUAAAAAUACGUCUGUACGCCCUCUCAAAGGUGCAGUAGCAUUAUAGUUGCAGUUAGGCACGUUCAGUUGAGCCAACCAUAACAUAUUUAAGAACGAGUGAAAUUCCAGCAAGUGAUGAGAGACCUAGCAUUUCUGUGAUACUCCUUCAAGCCAUGGAUGUAUUUCUGAUUGCCAUGGCUGCAGUUGACAGUUUCUACCUCUUGUAUAGGGAGAUUGGUCGUUCCUGCAGUUUUUAUAUGGAGGCACUGGCUUUAGUUGGAGCCUGGUAUGUGGCCAGAAAAUGCUUCGCUCUUGUGUGUGAUUCUUACAGCUUGAUCAGGUUGCAUUUCAUCCCCAAGCUGGUGAGCAGGGCUGAUUUUGUCAAGAAAUAUGGAAGAUGGGCGGUAGUCACUGGUAGCACAGCUGGCAUUGGAAAAGCCUAUGCUGAAGAACUGGCAAGCCGUGGCAUCAACAUUAUCUUAAUCAGCCGGAGCAAAGAGAAGCUGGAGGCCGUAGCUAAAGACAUAACCGAAACCUAUAAAGUUGAAACCGCUAUUAUAGUAGCAGAUUUCAGCAAAGGUCGUGAGAUUUACUCUUCCAUUAAGGAAGCCCUCAGAGACAAAGACAUUGGGAUUUUGGUGAAUAAUGUAGGAGUGUUUUAUACCUACCCGGAAUAUUUUACCAGGUUGUCUGAGGACAAACUAUGGGAAAUUGUCAAUGUAAAUAUUGCUGCCGCUAACAUGAUGGUGCACAUAGUGCUGCCAGGGAUGGUACAGAGGAAAAGAGGUGCGAUUGUGAAUGUUUCUUCUGGAUCCUGCUGCAAACCCACACCACAGAUGGCAGUGUAUUCAGCCUCCAAGGCCUACUUGGACCACUUCAGUAGAGCACUACAUUACGAAUAUGCUUCAAAAGGAAUCUUUAUUCAGAGUUUAAUCCCAUUCUUCAUCUCCACAAACAUGACACAAUUUGGUGAUCGCGUUCUGUCAAACAAGUUUUUGUGUGUGCCUUCAGCUAAAGUAUAUGCACAUCAUGCUGUUUCCACCCUUGGGAUAUCCAGAAGGACUACAGGAUACUGGAUCCAUUCUAUUCAGUUUCUGCUUGUACAGUACAUGCCAGAAUGGUUCUGGGUUUGGAGAAUGCAGAUUCUCAACAGAGCUCUACGUCGGGACGCCUUAUCCCACAGAAUAUAUUAGGAAUAUCCUCUAGGAAAUAGCCAAUGUGCUAAACUACUGCAGUAACCUAAUUUGAGCAUUGGAAGAACUCUUUAAAAAAAAAAAAAACA
Chrysemys picta bellii (western painted turtle) is the source of this 1937-nucleotide messenger RNA. RefSeq names its product hydroxysteroid dehydrogenase like 1 (gene HSDL1). Gene Ontology annotation, molecular function: oxidoreductase activity. The record is from RefSeq and is a predicted model, not a curated record. NCBI's taxonomy places the organism in Eukaryota, Metazoa, Chordata, Testudines, Emydidae. Gene Ontology annotation, cellular component: mitochondrion.